This is a messenger RNA of Nicotiana tabacum (common tobacco), 1611 nucleotides long. Its product is annotated as Holliday junction resolvase MOC1, chloroplastic-like. NCBI's taxonomy places the organism in Eukaryota, Viridiplantae, Streptophyta, Magnoliopsida, Solanales, Solanaceae. The record is from RefSeq and is a predicted model, not a curated record. Gene Ontology annotation, molecular function: crossover junction DNA endonuclease activity.
AAAUUCAAAUAGCACACAAAUAAAUUUGGACCUCUUUACUUUUUCCAACUUUCGAACUCAGUUUCUGAAAGUCAGCAAAAUCUAAAAAAUCUCUUCAUGUCAGAGUUUUCAAAAACUCAGAAAGAAAAAAAUUAUAAAGAAGAGAUUAUUUUUUUUCAUACUCGGUUUUUGCAAAAACUUCAAACAAUUCUUUUUUAUUUUUAGUACAACAUAGUAGGAAAGAACUUAGACUAACAAAAAUUUCUUCCAAACUAAGAACUCGCAAUCUUGAAAAUCCGGCGCCGGCGUUACUUUCUCCGGCGAACUGGGGCCUUCCUUUCUCAUGGAAUCAACCGUCGUACAAACCCAACCACUCCAAUUCGUUCACUCAAUGACAUCAAAAUUCAUCCCCACAAUUCGAUUUACUGCUUCCUCCUCUGUAGCAUUCAAGAGGCUCUUCUCUGCUUCAGUUUCAUCUUCAGCAGCCAUUGCCACAAAUGCCCCUGUCAUAGAAGAGCAAAACCCAUCUCCUGAACCAACUACUUCCAGUAGAAAUGGAGCUCCAAAAGUGGCCAGGGGUAGUAAGGGAAUUUUGGAAGCUCAGCUGAAAAUGGACUGGCUGGAGUCUUUGUCUUGCCCUUUUCAAUAUACUAAGGAUUUGAAUAAUGCAGGUUGGGUUAUUGGGGUUGACCCAGAUACUUCUGGUGCCUUGGCUCUCUUGAAACCAAAUCAACCCCCUCAGGUGUUUGAUUCUCCUCACUUGAAAGUACUAGUUGGCAAAGGAGUGCGGAAGCGGUUAGAUGCAAAAGCUAUUGUUCAGUUGCUUCAAAGUUUUGAAGCUCCUAUUGGAACAACUGUGUAUGUUGAACAAUCAACUCCGUAUCCACAAGAUGGUAAGCAGGGAUGGUGGAGUGGAGGAUUCGGCUACGGAAUGUGGAUCGGGAUCUUAGUUGCUUCGGGAUUCUCCGUCAUUCCAGUGCCAUCAAGUGCAUGGAAGAGUGAGUUUCAACUUACAAAAGAACGCUCAAAUAAGGAUUACAGCAGGGAAGUUGCAUCUGAAUUGUUUCCCUCUUUGAGUUCUCUAUUGAAAAGGAAGAAAGAUCAUGGUCGAGCUGAGGCUCUUCUCAUUGCUGCUUAUGGCAAAGGCAUCAAGAUAAAUUCUGAUUCUUUUCCCAUGGGGGAAAAUUAGCUGUCUUAGAAACUGGAGAAAGCUGGUUCAUGACUUCAUCUUUUAUCAGCUCCGACGCUUAGUUGUUGCUGGACAUCUGCCUUAGGUGUGCAUAUUUCCCUUGGAAGGUUUAUCCAUAAAAAGAGAAACAAUUAAUCGACGAGGCUUUUCAAUCAACUCGGAUUUUUCUGACUGACUCCAUGAGAUCUCAACGUUAGCAUUGAAUGAAGGAAUAUGGUCAGUAAAGAUUUAUAUGGCCGACUCCAAUUUAUUUGGGAUGGAGGCGUAGUUGUUGUUGUGAACACUCACGAAGUCGAACUCAUCCUUUCUGUGUUAACUUAAUUGUCAGUUCUGUUGUAAUGUUGUAUCUUAAUUUAGAUUUGCAGGAUUAGUGUAGAUUCCUCAUUUUUCAUGCACUGCUUGAGAAUAGAUAACAUUUUGGGAGAUCGUGCUUUUCCUUCUUA